AUGACUUCCGCUCGUAUUAAAGAUAAAGCUGAGACUCUUCGCUCUCUCUUGUCCUUCCUCACCCACGCUACUGAAACCAUCAUCAAAGAAUGGGAGACUGAUGCCCAAGACCCGAAGCACGACCCGCUUCUUCCCUCCGAGACAUUGUACGAUGUGCGGCAGGCGGUCGUUGGCGCUUGCGGAAUGUAUACGGACCUCGUUCAAGAGCCUCAGCAUCGGCUGAUGGAGCUAUCUCUCCAGCCUUUCGCCUCCAGGGCUCUGCAUGUUGCUGCUACAGCUAGCAUUGCAGACAUCAUUGCCGAAGCGGAUGCAGGCUCUGGUGUCGAUCUGAAGAUGAUCAGUACGAAAUCCGGUAUUGAACAGAUUAAACUUGCGCAGGUCCUACACGCACUGUGCUCAGCAAACGUCUUUGCCGAGAUUGAACCCAACUACUUCGUCAAUAACGAAAUUAGCCAACAAGGGCUCUCCAUGUACACCUCCUCUGUCAAUCUUCCUUCCGUGCUGUUAAAUUCCGUUCAAGCUGAAAAAGCUGGAAUCAACCAGACCGCAUUCGAAAAAACAUUUGGAACGACUGUCUGGGACUAUCUUGAGGGGAACACGUCGAAAAUCGACGACGCCCGGAAUCCUCGACGGGAGUUAGAGGUAUUUGCUCAUGCUAUGAUAGGUGCUGGAAGAAUACACUCGACGCCUAUUUAUGCAGAUUACCCUUGGGAAAGCCUUCGGAAGAGUGAAAUUGUUGAUGUUGGAGGCGGAGUCGGUGGGAUGAGUCUCGACCUGGCCAAGCGAUUCCCUUGUUUGAGAUUUAUUAUACAAGACCGCGCAGCCGUCAUACCGCAGGCGGAAGUUGUGUGGCAACAUGAACUCCCCGAAGCCAUCUCUACGCAACGUGUACAGUUCAUGCCGCAUGACUUCCUGACUGAGCAACCAGUCAAGGGUGCGAAUGUGUAUCUAAUGCGCUAUGUCCUGCAUGACUGGCCUGACGAGCAGUGUAUCACAAUCUUGUCGAAACUUCGCGAUGCCAUGGGGCCUCAUUCGCGCAUCCUGAUUGUGGACCAAAUAAUGCGCACUACUCUGGGCUCUCCCCAUUUGAAGCGAGCCCCUGCUCCUCUUCCGGCAAACUAUGGCCACGCGCAGCUCUUCUCGCAUAUGGUCGACCUUGCCAUGCUCUCUGUCUUCAACAGCAAGGAGCGAACCCCGGAAGAGUUUUCUGCUCUGGCGCAGAAAGCUGGGUUGAAAGUAGUAAAGAUCUGGGAGUGUAGGUCCAUCAUGGGUGUGACAGAGAUGAGAAGGAGCGAUGCGUCAUCAGAGUAG
Fibroporia radiculosa is the source of this 1311-nucleotide messenger RNA. RefSeq lists its product as uncharacterized. The record is from RefSeq and is a predicted model, not a curated record. Gene Ontology annotation, molecular function: O-methyltransferase activity. Lineage: Eukaryota; Fungi; Basidiomycota; Agaricomycetes; Polyporales; Fibroporiaceae. The transcript has 6 exons. The coding region runs from base 1 to 1311 and encodes 436 amino acids.